Diabrotica balteata is the source of this 3427-nucleotide messenger RNA. Lineage: Eukaryota; Metazoa; Arthropoda; Insecta; Coleoptera; Chrysomelidae. The record is from the annotation of a GenBank genome assembly.
AUGAAUAGUUAUAACAGGAUAAAUGGCUAUGAAUCUAUUGAAAUUCAUAACUUACAAGAGGUAUACAAUGAAACCUGUGAUACAGUAAAAUUUAAGAUAUGGGGUUUGCAGGAAGACAGGACCAGGAACUUUUUAUACCACUUUGGAUGUGUGAUACUACUUGGUAUACCCUAUUUAAUAUUUAGUUUUUAUCCUAAGCUGAAGAGUGUUAAGUUUAAGAAAGCUCCUUUGGAAAGUGCUACAAUAUUGCUAAUAACAGACAAUUUUGGGGCGUCUGAGUAUGUUAAUGUCCAAAAUGAGAUAGUAUCAGUUUCGAAUUUGACUGAGCUUAGGUAUUUUUUAUAUCGGCUUACCAAAUAUGUUUGGCAUUGUGAAACUAAAUCUUUUGUAACACUCCAGGUUUUUAUACCAGCGAAGACUGUUGAUGAAUAUUUGAAUGACACAAAUGGGUUAACCAAUGAAGAAUACAUAAGCAGCUUAGACUUGUAUGGAAAAAAUAAAAUUGAAGUAGAAAUAAAACCAUACUGGACUCUGUUUAUCGAAGAAGUGCUAAAUCCAUUUUACAUAUUUCAAGUUUUUUCCGUGGGACUUUGGUUAUUCGACGAUUACUUACUAUAUGCUUUCUGUGUCGUUGGUUUAACCAUAUUUUCCAGUGUUACAUCUUUACUACAGACACGCAGGCAAAGCGAAGCCAUCCGUGAUUUAGCUGAGUCUUCCAAAUGCCUUGAAGUAACAGUAUUACGUAAAUAUUUAAAUGAUAAUAGUAGUCAAAUUAUCGAUCCUGUCGAUCUCGUUCCGGGAGAUCUUAUUAUUCUUUGUUCCUCAAAAUAUACAAUGCCUUGUGAUGCCGUCCUUCUUACAGGCGAAUGUAUCGUUAACGAAAGCGUUUUAACAGGUGAAAGUGUCCCAGAAACCAAAACAGCUCUACAUUCCGGUACGGAAAUGUAUGAUGUAGACGAGCACAAGCGCCAUACUCUCUUCUCGGGCACAACCGUCAUUCAGACUCGUUAUUACAGCAGCGAACAUGUUCUAGCAAGAGUCGUGCGGACUGGUUUCGAUACGACGAAGGGAUCUCUCGUUAAAAGCAUUCUUUUCCCUGUACCAGUCGAUCUCAAAUUUUACAGGGACAGUAUGAAGUUCGUUUUGGUGCUAUUUUCUGUGGCGAUGAUUGGGAUGACGUAUUGUUUGUAUUUAUAUAUUUCCAGACAUGCACCACUAAAAGAUAUCAUUAUACGAACCUUAGAUAUAAUAACGAUCGUAGUACCGCCAGCUUUACCAGCCGCCAUAGCUGUGGGCACCGUCUACAGUCAGAAUCGCCUGAGAAAAAUUGGAAUUUUUUGUAUAAGUCCGCCCAGAAUAAAUGUUUGUGGAAAAAUUAAAAUUGCUUGUUUUGAUAAAACAGGUACGUUAACCCACGACGGUUUGGAUAUGAAUUGUGUGAUACCUUGUACAGAUGCUUCGUUUUCCGAUCCAGUAAGCGAUGUUCGUCAAUUAGAUGUAGAGUCAAAGCUUGUUCAAAUAAUGGCCACGUGUCAUUCUUUGACAAGAGUUGACAAUGUAUUAAACGGUGAUCCAUUAGAAUUAAGUAUGUUUGAGUUUACAAAGUGGGAAUUAGAGGAACUUGGAAUGACAGAAACUGCACGUUACGAUAUGUUAGCUCCAACUGUAGUGGGACCCACUUUAAACCAUAAUUUAAAUCCUUUAGAUAUUAAUGAAACCGAGCUACCUUACGAAAUAGCACUUUUAAGAAAAUUUGCCUUUUCUUCCACGUUUCAAUGUAUGUCUGUGAUAUGUCGUGAUCUACGUCAACCCCACAUGGUGGCAUUUACCAAAGGUGCUCCCGAAAAAUUGCUGAAUAUGUGCCGCGAGGAAACCAUUCCGGAAAAUUUUCUUUCGAAGUUAGCUCAGUAUACGGCCCAGGGUUACCGAGUUAUUGCCUUAGGCUAUAAGGAUUUGCCGGAAAAUUUCAAGUGGAAAGAGGCGCAAAAGGUGAAAAGAGAUAAGAUAGAAUGUGAUUUAACUUUUCUUGGAUUUUUAAUUAUGCACAAUCCUUUAAAAGAAGAAACUGCUCCUGUGAUAAAAAUACUACAAAAUGCCAAUAUUAGAACAGUUAUGGUAACAGGUGAUAAUAUUUUAACAGCCAUUUCAGUGGCUCAUGACUGUGGAAUGGUUAGGAAGUCAGAUAAAAUAUUUAUUCUCACAGUCGAAACAACCAGAGCUGAUGAAAACCAGAUGGAAACUACAAGACUCCAGUAUGAAGAGGUGGGAAGGGCGUUAGUUACCGAUUCGGUUGUUAGCAUCGAUAGAGAUCACUACCAUAUAGCCGUCGAGGGAAAAACGUGGAGUAAAUUAAGAACACAUUAUCCGGAUCUAAUUGCUGGUCUUUUAGUAAAAGCUACCAUAUUUGCGAGAUUUAAGUCUGAUCAGAAGACGGAGUUGAUUACUUAUUUACAAAAACUGGAUUAUAUAGUUUCCAUGGUCGGUGAUGGUGCUAACGAUUGUGGGGCAUUAAAAGCAGCUCAUGUUGGUGUAUCAUUAUCUCAAGCUGAAGCCAGUGUCGCAGCUCCGUUUACCUCUUCAAUUCCAAACAUAUCAUGCUUGGUUCAUUUAAUGCUGGAAGGAAGAUGUGCGCUGGUGACCAGUUUUACGCUGUUUAAAUACAUGGCUCUCUAUAGUCUCAUUCAAUUUUUAUCGGUAUUAAUUCUUUACAGGGCACAUUCCAUGAUUGGAGACGCCCAGUUCUUGUUCGUUGAUUUAAUAAUUACAACUAGUUUUGCAAUAACUAUGGCAAGACAAGGUCCCUCCGGCUACUUAGGUUCCAAACGUCCAAUGAGUUCACUCGUAUCUGCCAAAAACGUGCUGCCUUUACUUUUACAAAUCGCCCUAUGUGCCUUAUUUCAAAUAGGAUCGAUAUACUACUUAUUCCAACAAAAAUGGUUUAAACCAAUUCCAAGCAAUACGAUCGAACCUAUAAUAGUUUCAUGGGAGAACACAGUGGUAUUCUGUGUGUCGUGUUACCAGUAUAUUAUCCUAGCGGUGGUGUAUUCCAAGGGCAGGCCGUACCGAGAAAUGCUUAUUACUAAUUCAUGGUUUCUGUUGUCGGCUGUCAUAUUGGUAAUAGCUGUAACAUGGCUAAUUGUUUAUCCCUGUAAGUAUAUUGCUGAUUUGAUGAACUUGGUCUACAUUCCACACGGAAAGAGAGUGGAGAAUGAUUUCAAGUACAGUUUAUUAGCAUUUCCUGUUCUUCAUUUGAUUUUGGCGAGUCUAAUAGAGGUGGGCAUGGCAGACAGAGAAUGGUUGAAGAAAUGUAUCCAGUUUAUAAAAUGUAAAUCCAUUCCAAAAAAUCGAUACAAACUUUUACUUAGAGAACAUAAUUAUUUACCUCUCAUAAACGACACAGAUUCGCUUUUUUAGGAACAACGGUUAA